GUACGACAUUACGCGAAACACCAUUCGCAUGGUUCAGUGAUGACGUUUAUCAGUGUCCUCGUUUAUGUAGGACAGCGUCGUGUUCCAAUAGAUGUAACGCACCAAUACGUGUUUUAGUAAAGCAGGUCUAAUACUAUAAUAUUUGUACACACAGUGUUAUCUGCGCCCAAUAGGUUAUCUGUGGUCAGAACAGUCCGAACAACUAUCCCACAUGCAAUAGCCUUCUCACGGUUGUAGCGCAUUACUGAAGUACCGCGACGCGUUUACUUUAUCGCCGUGUGUUAUUUUUAAAUUCAGAAAAAAAAUACUUUUACGUGAUUGGGAAUUUCCACGUGAUUUAUUGCUGUGAUGGUCUGUCUUCGAUGCAUUCUACAAGUGAUCUUGUUAGCAAGUGCCACUGCCAAAAUAAGUUACUUUUGGCACAUUACUGACAUACAUUUAGAUGUUGACUAUUCUGUCAAAGGCGAUCCAAGAAGAAACUGUUGGCGUACGGAGCAGAGUGUCAAUCACGAGACUGUGGGCAGAUACGGGAACUACAACUGUGACUCUCCCUGGGCUCUGGUGCAGUCUGCCGCUCGUACAAUGAAGACGAAGAACGGAGAAGAUAUAGAGUUUGUGCUCUGGACAGGGGACGGACUGUCGGUGAUGUCCAGCAGUCGCUCGUCAGAGAAGCAAGUGGCGGCUCUACAGAAUCUGACACACCUGUUCAGCCACACCUUCCCUUCACAGUUCGUGUUCCCAGUGUUGGGCCAUGAUGACCCCGGGGGCAACCCUGGAGAGAGGCUUGGAUACCGGGAACUCGCUAAUUUUUGGCGGCAUUGGCUUCCGUCUGAGGCUAUCGCCACAUUUGUUAAAGGUGGUUACUACACUAUUGAGCACAAAGACAACAAACUCCGGAUCAUCGCUCUCAACACAAACUUGUACUCCAGUCCGCACAGUAAAGGAGAUGAUCCUUCAGAACAAUUCUCUUGGUUGGCGGAGGUUCUUGAAAAAUCCCAGAAAUUCAGAGAAAAGGUAUAUAUAGUGGGCCACAUGGGACCGGGCCCUGACGAGCGCCAACCUGACACGAUGCCUCACUUCAGAGAGGCUGCGGCCCGAAGGUACCUCGGCCUUAUUCGGAAAUAUUCGGAUAUUAUUGUGGGUCAAUUUUUUGGUCAUCUCCAUUCCGACACCUUCCGCAUCGUAUAUAACGGCAGUUCAGCACGUCCUGUCUCGUGGAUGCUCAUGGCGCCGUCUCUCAGCCCACGAAGGACCAACGGUGGAGCGAACAAUCCUGGCCUUAGACUCUACAAGUUUAACAGAGACACUGCUCAAGUUCUAGAUUACACGCAGUACUACUUGGAUCUAAAUCAAGCCAACCAAAAAGAAAAGGCAGAUUGGAGUCAAGAGUAUAAUUUCACCAGCUACUACGGUUUGACCAACAUCACUCCUUCAUCCCUGCAUGAACUCGCCUCCUCCUUCAGGCACGACUCACCCUCCUUCGACAGAUAUUACCGAGCGAACUCCGUGGGUCUGUCGAUGGGACAUUGUGACGGUCCGUGCACCCUCACUCACUACUGCGCCACUACACGGGUAGAGUACUCGGAGUUCCGCCACUGUCUGGAUGCUGCCGCCAGCGCCCUCGCCUCUGGGAGCACAGCCAUCACGGCUGGCCUCUUCGUGGUCCUCGCCCUCGGCCUCCCGUCACUGGUCACGUGACAUCCCUCCCUCCCCACCCUUCCACAGGCGUAAUGAGGUUCCCUCUUCUUCGGCCGCUGAAUGGUCUACUCUUACUAAGCGUUUUUAAUGUUCAUUGUUUUCACUUGAUCUCGAUAAGUUUGUUGGAUCUUUUAAUUAUUCAAUGUUGGCUAACCUUACAGCAAUUGAAAGUUGUCUUAAAACCCAAAAAAACGUGUCAAAAUUUAAAGAAAUGUGUACAUUCCUGCUUAAUAAUAAUCUGUUUUGUAUAUAGACAAACAAAUACUAACCAAAUUAUCCUUUCAAAAUAGUUGGCAGUUAACUAAUUAACAGCAAAAUUAAUCCGUUCCUGGUUGGAUUCUAUUAUAUGGUUAACUUUAUAUGGAUAUGUCAAAAUAACGUUAUAUUUUGUAACUAUUUGGAAACAUUAAGGUCUGAUAUAAACUAUCUUAUAAGAAUAUGUUUUGAACAGGCAUAAGCUCUUCGUAGACUGUGAUAAGUACUCGUUAAGAACUGAGUUAUUUUGGUAAAAUAGCGUUUAAUAACUGAUAGUAUUUUGUUAUUUAAUGUUUAUACAUACUAUAGAUAUAUCUUAGAGAUUCUAUCAAUUGUAAAUAGGCCACCCGUAACAAAAGAGAAGCAUAGUAACUAAAUUAGGCCUAAAGAUUUUGUACUUUUCAACAGUUUUAAUUAAUUCGUACGUUUCAAUUGAAAUUCCAAAAGUAACUGAUUUUUUUAAAGUUUAAUAAUUAAAAUUAUGCUCAUCACUAAUUAAAAUAUCCAUAUGUAAAUGAUGUAUAUAUUAUUCUGAAAGUUGAUGUAGUGGGAACUAUUUGUAAAAUUCUGUCUUGAAUAAAUAUCUAAGCUACAUUAUACAAAUUGA
Messenger RNA from Homalodisca vitripennis (glassy-winged sharpshooter), 2560 nucleotides. Its product is annotated as acid sphingomyelinase-like phosphodiesterase 3b. The coding region runs from base 349 to 1698 and encodes 449 amino acids. The transcript is spliced from 10 exons. The record is from RefSeq and is a predicted model, not a curated record. Gene Ontology annotation, molecular function: hydrolase activity. NCBI's taxonomy places the organism in Eukaryota, Metazoa, Arthropoda, Insecta, Hemiptera, Cicadellidae.